AUGGUGGGAACUUGGGCAUGGGAGGAUCUUUGGAAACAUGAUAAUUGGCAUGACGAGGUUAUACUUCCUGCGUACAAGGCGCAUGAUGAGAGAGCUCGCAUGCGUCAGGAGAGCGGCAGAAGGGUUAAUGUGUUGGAGUUUGGUGAAAUGUGGUCAACUAAGUUUAUUACGAAUAGUGGAAGCAUGUGGCUAAUUUUUGCAGUGCUUGAUGAGUCUUCUCCACCUGAAGAAUUAGAAAAUGUUGAUCGGAGCGUGUCCAGACGUCUUGAUGAGUCUUCCUCGCCUGGAGAAUUAGGCGAUACAGAUGAGAGUGGAUCCAGCGAGGAGGAACCCUGGUAUGAAUCUGAUUGGGAUUCGGAUGAUGAUUAUGAAGAAGUCGAACAGGACAGAUCACCUGCUACAAGUGAGGUCGAGGGGGAUAGGUAG
Penicillium malachiteum is the source of this 426-nucleotide messenger RNA. RefSeq lists its product as uncharacterized. The coding region runs from base 1 to 426 and encodes 141 amino acids. The record is from RefSeq and is a predicted model, not a curated record. NCBI's taxonomy places the organism in Eukaryota, Fungi, Ascomycota, Eurotiomycetes, Eurotiales, Aspergillaceae. The transcript has a single exon.